AUGCCCCGCCUCGGAGCCAAGGUGUCCCUGCUCCGCUGCACUCUGCUGUCAUCCCUCAUCCUCCUCCUGGUCUGCAGCAUCCAUGAGACGGAGCAGAACAGCUACUGCCAGCAGAUCAUCACGGAGAAGCACCUGGCCGAGCUGGAGGAGCUGGCUGACACUCAAAUGCAGCACCCAGGCAGGGUCUCCUUCAAGUUCAUCAAUAAGACACAGUUGAAUGACUCCGUUUGCUACGUGAAAGCUGCCUUCCCUCUGCUGGGCAAGAUCCUGGAGCGAACAGAGUUCAAGGAGAACUCCUCCAACGCCAAGAGGAUGCAGGCAGUGCGCAGGAUGUACAACCGCAUCGACGAGAACGUCGACCCCUGCAUCAGGGAGGAGGAUGAUGAGGAGAGGGAGCUGUCCCAGAUGUGCUUCGAGGAGUUCACCACCUCCCCCUAUGAGAUGCUGCUGCUGGUGAAGGAAUUCUUCCAAGACAUCAACCAUCUGCUGCAGAACCAAGAGACCUUCGAGAAGGACUGCAGCCAGGUCUACCUCAGCACCUGCUUGGGACCCAGGAAGUCUGGAUCCCCACCAGGUGUGGGGACUGAUCCUGACUGCAAUUGCCUGUCCCCUGCCCUCCCUCCUGCCACCCAGCCCUCUCUCUCCGCUGCCACCCAUGCCAGCAGGGAGGUGGCACCCGCUAGCACCCGGCCCCCUUACAACCUUCUCCAUGCCACCCUCGCUGACUUAGAUGCUCCGUCUCAGCCCCCCAGUAGCACGGACGGCGGCUCAGGGACCGACGAGGUCCUGGGUGCCGGAGUAGGGGACACGGUGCCAGUGCCAUCCUCUGGCAUGCAGCAGACAGCUCCAGCCGACAGCACCAAAACCCUCCUGGAUCCAGCUGGGACCCUGAGCCUGGCAGCAGUGGAUGUCCCCAUCCUGCGUGGGGACGGACAGCUGGUGGAUGGAGGCUCUGAAGCAGCAGCUGGCCAGCCCCUGCCGGAUCCAGCCCAGGAGCAGGGAGUCUCCAUCCUCCCGGAACAUGCCGGCGGGCUCGGGACCACCACGCCAGAGGCAUCCCCCAGCUCCAGCUCGGCGGGUGGCAGAGCCAGGAUCCGUCCUGCCGCGGCAGCUGAGCCUGUCACGCAGCUUCGCUUCUCCAGGAUGGCUCCGGCCAUAGGGGGCCGAGCUCCGGGAGGCGCCGGGGCGAGGGGGCGAGGCUGGGGGCUGAGCCGGCUGCGGGAGCCCGAGGACGGCGGAGCCGGCCCCAGCUUUGACUCUGGCUUUGUUCUGAGCGCAGAGCAGCGCAGGAAGGAGCCGCCUGCCAGCGAGGGCCACUGGAAGCCCCUCAUAUACAUCCCGGUGGCCAGCGUGGUUGCCGUCUUGCUGGCCGUGGGAGGGCUGCUCUUCUACAAGUAUAAAUCCAGGGUCCUGGACCGGUCACGGGAAGAUGGAGGCUGUGACCCUGAGGAGCCAGAGAGGAGGGCGCUGCAGGGAGCGAGGGGAUGUCCAGAGCUGGAGACUCAGGACCUCUGA
This is a messenger RNA of Indicator indicator, 1515 nucleotides long. RefSeq names its product colony stimulating factor 1 (gene CSF1). The record is from RefSeq and is a predicted model, not a curated record. Lineage: Eukaryota; Metazoa; Chordata; Aves; Piciformes; Indicatoridae. Gene Ontology annotation, cellular component: membrane. The transcript is spliced from 8 exons. Gene Ontology annotation, biological process: positive regulation of macrophage differentiation; osteoclast differentiation. Gene Ontology annotation, molecular function: growth factor activity; cytokine activity. The coding region runs from base 1 to 1515 and encodes 504 amino acids.